AUGGCUUCCUGGAUUCCCCAGCGGUUUCGUGUCGCUGCAGACGACGAGCCUGCUGAGCCGAGCUGGCUGCGACGCCAGGUGACGGCUUCUCUACAAGAUAUUUCUCGUCGAGCUUGUGCUCACCCAAUCCACACAAUUGUUGGCAUUGCUCUUCUUGCCAGCACCACCUACGUCGGCCUUCUUGAAGGCAGCAUCUUUGACUCCUUCCGCACUCCUGGAGAUGCGUCAGGACCGCUGGACACAUCCUCUUUCCUUUAUGGUAGUCGAACCCUUCGCCUCGGAGAACAGACCGCCUGGCGCUGGCAAAGCGAAGAUGGCACAUCCUCUCCUUCUGGCGAUAUUAGCCAGCAUCUAGCACUAUCUACCUUUAUCUUCUCCGACGCAUCUAACUCGAACAUCCCGAUCGUCGACGACAUUGUUCUCCCCGACAAUGUCACUGCCACCCCGGUCCCAUAUACUCCAAACGUCUUUUCUUCCUUCUCUCACGACUCAUCCAUUGCCUUCGCUGUUCCUUUCGAGAGUCUUCCAGAUUUCCUCAAGGCCGUGCAAGAGAUUCCCGAUCCCUCUACCGAGGACGAGGAGGGUGAGCAGCGGAAGUGGAUUAUGAAGGCUGCUCGCGGAAAAGGGUCUCGCCAGGCUUUCAAGGUCUGGGUCACCGAGGCCUGGAGCUCUUUUGUGGAUCUGAUCAAGCACGCCGAAACCAUUGAUAUUGCUAUCAUGACCUUGGGAUAUCUCUCAAUGCACUUAACCUUUGUCUCACUGUUCCUUUCAAUGAGACGCAUGGGUUCCCAAUUUUGGCUGGCGACUUCAGUCCUCCUUUCGAGCGUGUUUGCCUUCUUGUUCGGGCUUUUGGUCACCACCAAGCUCGGCGUCCCAAUCAACAUGCUGCUGCUUUCCGAGGGUCUCCCUUUCCUAGUUGUGACGGUUGGUUUUGAAAAAUCCAUCCUUUUGACCAAGGCCGUCCUUUCGGCAUCCCUCAACGUCAAGGGCGGUGCCAAUGCCAAUACCAACGCCCGUUCCGCGAGGUCAAUUCAAGAGAAUAUCGAACUGGCCAUCAAGGAGGAGGGAUUCGGCAUAGUCCGGGACUAUCUCAUCGAGAUUGGCAUUCUCACCAUUGGGGCAGCAUCUGGAGUCCAAGGCGGGCUUCGUCAGUUCUGUUUCCUUGCCGCGUGGAUUUUGUUCUUCGACUGCGUUCUUCUUUUCACCUUCUACACUACGAUCCUUUGCAUCAAACUAGAAAUCACUCGCAUUAGGCGACACGUCACCUUGCGCAAGGCCUUGGAAGAGGAUGGCGUUUCUCGACAAGUCGCCGAGAAUGUGGCCUCAAGCAGCGACUGGCCCCAGGCGGACCCCAACGAUAGCAAGACCACAGGCACUGUUUUCGGCAAGAAGAACCAAGCCGGCAGCGUGUCCAAAUUCAAGUUGCUGAUGGUUGGCGGGUUUGCACUUGUGAAUGUAGUCAACAUGGGCUCGAUUCCCUUCCGGCACCCUGAACAAGGAGAUGAGGGCCUUCGGGUCUUUUCGCGGCUAUCCAAUGUACUGGCUGCGGCCCCCAUUGAUCCUUUUAGAGUCGCCGACAAUGGCCUGGACUCGAUUUACGUGUCUGCAAAGGGUCACAAACUGGAGACUCUCGUCACCGUCCUUCCACCUAUCAAGUACAGGCGUGAAUAUCCCUCUGUUCACUAUGCUCGCUCGGACUACAACGGCCAAAUGGAUAUUGAAUACAGCGAGCAGUUUUUGGAUGCCAUCGGUGGUAAUAUGCUCGAGAGCCUCCUGAAGAGCGUCGAGGACCCCGUGAUCAGCAAAUGGAUUAUCGCCGCCCUAACCCUGAGUAUCGUUCUAAACGGUUACUUGUUCAACGCGGCGCGGUUUAGCAUUAAAGAGCCUGAAGCGGCAGCACCACCUCCUGCUCCGGCACCCGUCCAGACUCCUCGGGUGGCCGUUGAAUACAAAGAUGACGGCGUAAAGAGAACCAAGGAAGAAGUGGACGCGAUGUUGAAAGAAAAGAAGGCUUCUCUCUUGAAUGAUGAGGAACUUAUUGCUCUGUCUCUUCGGGGCAAGAUUCCUGGCUACGCACUGGAAAAGACGAUGGAGGACCAACCUAUAAUGACUCGCCGGGAAGCUUUCACUCGAGCUGUCAAGAUCCGUCGAGCUACCGUUUCACGAACACCCGUUACCUCGUCUAUUACUGAAGGACUGGAGACGUCUUUGGUUCCAUACAAAGAUUUCAACUAUACUCUCGUCCAUGGAGCCUGCUGUGAGAACGUCAUUGGAUACCUCCCCUUGCCCUUGGGUGUUGCCGGACCACUAGUUAUCGACGGACAAAAUUACUUUAUUCCCAUGGCCACUACUGAGGGUGUUUUGGUUGCUAGCACUAGUCGUGGUUGCAAGGCCAUCAACGCUGGUGGCGGUGCAAUUACUGUUGUUCACGGAGACGGCAUGACACGUGGACCUUGUGUUUCUUUCCCAACCCUUGCGCGUGCCGCAGAGGCCAAGACAUGGCUGGAUUCGGAGGAGGGCAUGAGAACGAUAAAGAGCGCAUUCGACUCUACCAGCCGCUUUGCCCGUCUUCAGAUCCUAAAGACUGCUCUGGCCGGCACUUAUCUAUACAUUCGAUUCAAGACUACCACCGGUGAUGCCAUGGGCAUGAACAUGAUUUCUAAGGGUGUGGAAAAGGCACUUGAAGUCAUGAGCACAGAGUGUGGCUUCAGUGAUAUGUCGACGAUUUCUUUGUCGGCAAAUUACUGCACUGACAAGAAGCCGGCGGCUAUCAACUGGAUUGAUGGCCGUGGAAAAUCCGUUGUUGCCGAGGCCAUCAUUCCAGGAGAGGUUGUGAAGAAGGUGUUGAAGAGCGAUGUUGACGCUUUGGUUGAACUUAACAUCAGCAAGAACUUAGUCGGAAGUGCGAUGGCUGGAAGUAUUGGUGGAUUCAACGCUCACGCGUCUAACAUUUUGACGGCUAUCUUUUUGGCCACUGGCCAGGAUCCUGCCCAGAACGUGGAAAGCAGUAACUGUAUCACCCUUAUGAAGAACCAAAAUGGAAACCUCCACAUCUCUGUGUCGAUGCCUUCGAUUGAAGUCGGUACCCUCGGAGGCGGCACUAUCCUCGAAGCCCAGGGAGCGAUGCUGGAGUUGCUCGGCGUCAAAGGCGCACACCCAACCAACCCUGGCGAGAACGCGCGCCAGCUGGCUCGGAUUGUGGCAGCUUCAGUUCUUGCUGGCGAGCUCAGUCUGUGCGCAGCUCUUGCUGCUGGCCACCUGGUCAAGGCGCACAUGGCGCACAACCGUAGCGCGGUGCCUACACGCGCAACGACGCCUGUUUCAGCCGCCGUGGGCGCUGCUCGCAGCAGCGAAAAGCUCACCAUGACAUCUACCAAAUGA
Talaromyces rugulosus is the source of this 3381-nucleotide messenger RNA. RefSeq lists its product as uncharacterized. Gene Ontology annotation, biological process: ergosterol biosynthetic process; coenzyme A metabolic process; isoprenoid biosynthetic process. The coding region runs from base 1 to 3381 and encodes 1126 amino acids. Gene Ontology annotation, molecular function: protein binding; hydroxymethylglutaryl-CoA reductase (NADPH) activity. The record is from RefSeq and is a predicted model, not a curated record. The transcript is spliced from 4 exons. Gene Ontology annotation, cellular component: peroxisomal membrane; endoplasmic reticulum membrane. NCBI's taxonomy places the organism in Eukaryota, Fungi, Ascomycota, Eurotiomycetes, Eurotiales, Trichocomaceae.